This is a messenger RNA of Acomys russatus (golden spiny mouse), 1068 nucleotides long. It is a transcript of the gene Surf6, whose product is annotated as surfeit 6. Gene Ontology annotation, molecular function: RNA binding; DNA binding. The record is from RefSeq and is a predicted model, not a curated record. NCBI's taxonomy places the organism in Eukaryota, Metazoa, Chordata, Mammalia, Rodentia, Muridae. Bases 4 to 1062 code for a protein of 352 amino acids. The transcript has 5 exons. Gene Ontology annotation, cellular component: nucleolus. Gene Ontology annotation, biological process: ribosomal small subunit biogenesis; ribosomal large subunit biogenesis.
GCCAUGGCCUCUCUGCUGGCUAAGGAUGCCUAUCUUCAGGACUUGGCCAAGAAGAUCUGCGCGCAGCCUGGCCCUGAGCGGCAGAAGAGCAAGUGGGGUGUCAGAACCAAAGGCUCAGAAGCUGCCGAGCCCCUGAAAAAGAAAAGGAAGAAAACACAAAAGAAAUCUCAGGAGCAAAAAGCUACUGAGAAGAAGACUAAAGCCCUGGAGAAGAAGUCUCCCACCUCUUCUAGGGCCAAGAAACCAACGGAAUCCAAACAGGAGAACUCCAGUUCCCCAGAGUCUCCUAAAGAAAGCCAAGGCAUGGCGCCUGAUUCUGUCUUUGCACUGGAUUUCCUGCGGCAGCGGCUACAGGAGAAGAUCCAGCUGGCCCGGGGCCAGGGCAGCACCAAGGGUUUGUCUGCUGCCACUUUAGAGAAAAGACAGCGUAGAAAGCAGGAGAGGGAGCGGAAGAAGAGGAAGCGGAAGGAGCUUCGAGCAAAGGAAAAGGCGGGAAAGGCUGAGAAAAAGGAGGAACCAGCCAAGGAGCCCCCAGAAGUGGCCUGCAAGGAGCUGCAGCAGCAGGGGCUGAUCUUUAAUAAGGUGGAAGUGACUGAAGAGGAGCCAGCCAGCAAGGUGCAGCGCAGGAGGGAGAAGCGGCAGAAGGUGAAGGGGAACUUGACGCCGCUGACGGGCAGGAACUACAGGCAGCUGCUGGAGCGCCUGCAGGCGCGGCAGGGCCGGCUGGAGGAGCUUCGAGAUCAGGAUGUGGGCAAGGCCCAGGAGCUGGAGACCAAGAUGAAAUGGACCAACUUGCUGUACAAGGCUGAGGGUGUGAAGAUCCGCGACAAUGAGCACCUGCUGCAGGAGGCCCUGAAGCGCAAGGAGAAGCGCCGGGCACAGCGGCAGCGCCGCUGGGAGAAACGCUCAGAGCAUGUGGUGGAGAAGAUGCAGCAGCGACAGGACAAACGGCGCCAGAACUUGCGCAAAAAGAAGGCAGCUCGGGCCGAGCGGCGGCUGCAGAAAGCCCGCAAGAAGGGCCGGGUGCUGCCACAGGACCUGGAGCGCGCUGGCCUCUCCUGAGCUGCU